Messenger RNA from Morus notabilis, 1472 nucleotides. RefSeq names its product chaperone protein dnaJ 10. The record is from RefSeq and is a predicted model, not a curated record. The transcript is spliced from 10 exons. The coding region runs from base 142 to 1290 and encodes 382 amino acids. NCBI's taxonomy places the organism in Eukaryota, Viridiplantae, Streptophyta, Magnoliopsida, Rosales, Moraceae.
CUCUGCUCGUGGGGCUCCUCAAUGCCCUUCUCACUCUUCUUUUCCUUUUCUUUUCUGAGCCUUUUCACAUGAUUCUGUGUCUGCUUUGAAAGUGAUCCUCAGAAGAAGAAAUUAAUUAGAAGAAGAAGAAGCCAAGCAAUAAUGGUGAAGGAAACCGAGUACUACGAUGUCCUCGGUGUCGCUUCAUCGGCUUCCGAGGACGAAAUCCGCAAGGCUUACUAUCUCAAGGCAAGGCAAGUUCAUCCGGAUAAAAAUCCCAACGAUCCUCAGGCUGCUGAAAGAUUUCAGGUACUGGGUGAAGCGUAUCAAGUUUUGAGUGAUCCUGUUCAAAGAGAUGCAUAUGAUCGAAAUGGAAAGUAUAGCAUAUCCAGGGAAAGUAUGCUCGAUCCCACAGCGGUGUUUGCGCUUCUCUUCGGAAGCGAAUUGUUUGAGGACUACAUAGGACAUCUGGCUGUAGCAUCAAUGGCAUCUUCUGAACUAGUUGGAGAGAAUGAAAACCCUGAGAAACUACAUGAUAAGUUGAAGGCAGUUCAAAGAGAGAGAGAAGAAAAGCUAGCAAGGUCAUUGAGAGAUUUUCUGUAUCAGUAUGUACGAGGCGACAAAGAAGGGUUCAUAAAACGCGCUGAAUCCGAAGCCAGACGACUCUCGGAUGCAGCUUUUGGAGUUGAAAUGUUACACUCCAUUGGCUACAUAUACUCGAGACAAGCAGCACAAGAGCUAGGAAAGAAAGCCAUAUAUUUGGGAGUGCCGUUCUUGGCCGAAUGGGUUCGCAACAAAGGACACUUUUGGAAGUCCCAGUUAACUGCUGCAAAAGGUGCUUUUCAGCUAUUGCAACUUCAAGAGGAUAUACGACGACAGUUUAAGGUGGACGGAAGUGUCCCUGAAAACGAUGUGGAAUCCCACAUACGCCAAAACAAAGACACAUUGAUGAGCUCCUUGUGGAAGUUGAAUGUUGUGGAUAUUGAAGUAACUCUUUUACAUGUUUGCCAAUUGGUGCUUCAUGAAAACAAUAUUAAAAAGGAGGAACUUAAAGCUCGUGCUCUUGCUCUGAAAAUUCUAGGCAAGAUAUUUCAGGAUGAAAAGCUAGCAAGAAAUGGUGGAACAUCAAGAAGGAAGAAUGCCGCUGAGAUAGACGACGACGAAAGCAGUUCCGAUAGCGAUGAUGAUUCAACGAGGCCACUUUCGUACCGAACCCCUUUUCUAACUCAGGGUCUUGGAAGACUGUUCAGAUGCCUGUGCAACCCAGCAUUUGAUGUGGAUGAUGAAGAGAUUGUGUACAAAAGCAAAUGAAAUAUACAAGGGCACUACUCUAACGUUGUACAUGUAUGGAAAUGGCAACACAACUUGUAUUAGUAAUGGACCUAGUCAUGCUCAAACGAUGGGAGUGUAAAUGAAAAAACCAACAUAAGAGAAGGGUCUCUAGUGCAUUAAUUGCAAGUCUCUAUCGUUUUUUUUUUUUUUUUUUUUUUUUU